Messenger RNA from Volvox carteri f. nagariensis, 468 nucleotides. RefSeq lists its product as uncharacterized. Gene Ontology annotation, molecular function: protein binding. The record is from RefSeq and is a predicted model, not a curated record. NCBI's taxonomy places the organism in Eukaryota, Viridiplantae, Chlorophyta, Chlorophyceae, Chlamydomonadales, Volvocaceae. The transcript is spliced from 3 exons. The annotation marks the transcript as partial.
GUCGCCGCAGGGUACGAAGACGGCGUGGUGGCACUUUGGGACUUGCGCCAACCUGGCGAGCCUCUCGCGUCACUGAGGGUUCAUGGGGAGCCGGUUAUGUGCUUGGAUGUGCGGGCGAGGUGCCGAGGACGUGGUACAACGGAAAUAUAUGACUUGGUUUCGGGGUCGGCUGACAACAAGAUCUCUUGCUGCGAAGUGCAGCCCGCUGAGGCCCGGCCGCUGGCCCUGGCACAGCAGCUGCCGCUUCGAGCGGCGGGUACGGCAGACGUACGCAUACGGCCCGACGGCAAGCUGUUUGCGUGUGGUUGCUGGGACGGUCGGGUGCGGCUCUACUCGCUGCGCCGGAGGGAACCGUUAGCAGUGCUGAAGUACCAUCGUAACCAGGUGACGGCGGUCGCAUUCAGCCCCGAAACCAUGAUGCUUGCUUCCUCCUCCCGGGACUCCACCAUUGCCCUCUGGUCGGUGUAC